AUGAGGACGGCAGGUGGACUCAAGGCCGUGUUGGCCGUGGCAGCACCGCUCCUCGCGUUGGCUACGGCCAACUCCGCGUCUGCUGGAGCUCGCGCCCCAGUAUCCUCGAUGUUGCACAACGCUGCUGCUGCUGCUGCCCACCCUCGCGUGGAUGCUAUGCAUGCUGCUGCUCAUGAGGAACCGCUCAUUUCUACUGGCGCUGAGGUUGCAGCAGGCGGAGCAGGGGAGACUGCCGUCGCGGUGACUGGAGGGCAGGCAGUGGAACAGCGAAGGGCUAGGGUGGGCGUGCUGGGCGUGCUGGGCGGAGCUCUGUGCCACCUGGUUCUGGGUACCACGUACUGCUGGGGGAACUUCGUGCCGUACGUGCCCGAAAAGCUCAAGUGCUUUGGCAGCGCCCCUGGCUGCUCCCACGCCUCCUACAUCCUGCCCGCAACCUUUGUGUCGCAAACAUUGGCUAUGCCGCUCGGCCCCUACUUCCAGGAGAAGAUCGGAUGCCAGGCGACCACGGCGUUGGGCUGCGGGAUUAUGGCCCUGGGGGUAUUCCUGUCAUCGUAUGCACCAAACCUUGCCAUCUUCAUGUUCUGCUACUCGUUCAUGUUCGGCUCCGGGAUCGGUCUCGCCUACACCGCCCCCAUGGUGAACGGUUGGAGGUGGUUCCCUAGCAGGAAGGGGAUGGUGAGCGGUGCCGUCGUAGCCGGAUUCGGGGCCGGCGGGUUCGUCUUCAACCAGGUGGGCACGGGUAUCAUCAACCCCAAGGGGCUCGACGCCGUCGACGGAGUCUACCCCGACGAGGUCUACGCUAACUUCCCCGUCAUGCUCCGAAAGCUGGCCCUCAUCUACUUCCUCGUGGCCGCCUUGGGAUCCACCGUCAUCAGGCCACCGCCCGUCGCAGCUGCUCCCAAGGGCGGCAGGAACAACAGGGGCCACGGGAAGGUGCAAGCGGCGGCGACGGGGACUAGCUUGAAGCAGGUGGUGAAGGACAAGAGGUUCUGGCUCAUGUGGUUCAUGGCGCUCAUGAUCGGCACUAGCGGUAUCAACGUCGCCAACUGCUACAAGCAGUACGGUGGGAGUGUCGACAUCCUCAAGUCGGACCAAUUCCAGUCCUUGGUUGGAUCGGUGGCGGCGCUGUGCAACGCAGCAGGGCGACUGUUUUGGGGCAACUUGCUCGACGUUGUGCAGUUCAAGUCAUUGUUCGCCGCUCUCGCGGUGCUUCAGGGCAGCGCAACGGCAUUCUACACGGUGCUGUCCCAGUCUAAGGCGGGAUACCUCGUGGGCACGGGCACCCUGCUCUUCUGCCUCGGAGGCAACUUCGCCAUGUUCCCCGCUCUUUGCUCCAAGGUGUUCGGGGGAGCGAUCGGGGCCAAGGUUUACGGCGUCUUGUUUACGGCCUUCGCUGUUGCUAGCAUUUCGGGUACCUUCCUCACCAAGAGCCUCAUGGCGAUGGACUGGACCUGGGAGCAGGUGUUCCAGCUAAUGGCGUUCUUGUCCAUGUGCUCCAUCACCGCUCUCCCCUUCUUUAAGAUGUAAACGCGCCGCAACAGGCGACAAUGUUAGUAGACCUCGCCGCAGCCGCCAGGCCUUG
Ectocarpus siliculosus is the source of this 1582-nucleotide messenger RNA. The record is from the annotation of a GenBank genome assembly. NCBI's taxonomy places the organism in Eukaryota, Phaeophyceae, Ectocarpales, Ectocarpaceae.